Messenger RNA from Lagenorhynchus albirostris (white-beaked dolphin), 5271 nucleotides. Its product is annotated as zinc finger protein 234-like. NCBI's taxonomy places the organism in Eukaryota, Metazoa, Chordata, Mammalia, Artiodactyla, Delphinidae. The record is from RefSeq and is a predicted model, not a curated record. Gene Ontology annotation, molecular function: DNA-binding transcription repressor activity, RNA polymerase II-specific; RNA polymerase II cis-regulatory region sequence-specific DNA binding. The coding region runs from base 1839 to 4811 and encodes 990 amino acids. Gene Ontology annotation, cellular component: nucleus. Gene Ontology annotation, biological process: regulation of cytokine production; regulation of immune system process; central nervous system development. The transcript has 9 exons.
AGCUCCGCGUAGUCGGAGGUAUUUCCGCUUCAGGAGGUUGCGAUUGCGGCCUUCGGUUCUCUCUGGGAGGCUACAGGGUCCUCUGAUUCAUGGAUCUGGUCACAUUCUUCUCGGAGUGCCCAGCGCGGGGUCGGCAGAGAGGAGUUGUUCAAAGCAGCAGAGAGACAAGAUCUAGAAGACUGGCUUCUUUGUGAGAGCUGGAUUCAGGUUCCGCCCCUGCCCCUUGACCUCACCAAGCCUUGGCUUCCUCAUCUGUUACGUGGGAACAACAGUCAUCAUCAUCAUCAUUUAUUGAGAACUUGGUAAAAUGCCAGUUGAGGAGAGGCACGGAGGUGGAGGUGAUCAGACUGGAGUCACACGGCUAGUACACCCCUAGCUUCUUCACAGGUAUGUGGGAGGUACCUUAGUGGAACAAUGCGUGCCAAGUGCUUCUCAAGGUCCCUAACACGUACUUAGUGCUUAUGUAAUGUUAAACAUUGCCGUUUUUGUUUUUUUCAUCAUUACUAUGAUUAGCUUGUUCAUUUAAGUGGCAUGUUGACUAACUUACUGUUAAAUCACAGGAUUCUAUUCAUUUUUCUUCAUCUCCAUGAUAAUAGUGUUUUUAAGGCCCUGCUGUUAACAAAGUCAAAUUGUCAAGGUCUGGGGCUACCCUGGUGGCGCAGUGGUUGAGAGUCCGCCUGCCAAUGCAGGAGACACGGGUUCGUGCCCCGGUCCAGGAAGAUCCCAUCCGCAGCUGGGCCCGUGAGCCAUGGCCGCUGAGCCUGCGCGUACGGAGGCUGUGCUCCGCAACGGGAGAGGCCACAACAGUGAGAGGCCCGCGUACUGCAAAAAAAAAAAAAAAUUGUCAAGGUCUUACAUCUUUGAAAAAGCUGUCAUCCACAAUAUCAGAUUCAUAGAGAAAGUAGAAUAGUGGUUACUCGGGACCGAGAGGAAGGGGAAUGGAGAGUUAGUGUUUAAUAGGUACAGAGUUUCAGUUUGGGAUGGUGAAAAAGAUGUGGAGAUGGUUAGUGGUGAUGAUUCACAACAAUAUGAAUGCACCUAACGAACUCUACACCUAAAAAAUGGUUGAAAUGGAAAAUUUUAUGUGAUGUGUAUUUUACACAGGAAAAAAAAAUCAAUGUAAUCUUAAAUAUUACUGCAAAGGCAUCAAAUUAAAUAUGAAAAACCAAGAGAGAAUAACAGAUAUUGCAGAGGUUAAAUGUGAUUUUCAUACAACAAAGCAACAGCCUUUUAAGGCUCCAUUAAAGCUAUUGGUGAGGACAGGUUUUAUGUUGCUGAAUAUUACCUGCUUUCUGCUGCUACUGAGAAAUAAGGUGCCCUGAAAGUGUUCUUUGAACUUUCUGCCUACUUAUUUAAUUCUUACAACAAUCCUAUGAGAUAGCCGUUGAUAAUCCCUCUAUUUUUACAGAUGGAAGAAUUGAAGCACAGAGAUACUAAUAAUUUGUAUAAGAUUUCACAGCUAAUAUGUCACAGUUUCAUGAACCUAGACAUUUGGCCCCAGAAAUUACUCUCUUAACCUGGGUGCUUUACUCUCAAUUUCCGCCCUUCCCAGAAUCAGAAUCAUACCCUGAGAGCUACACGAACUUGUAUGAGGGCCUGUGUGUGGUUGGGUGGCUCGUUCACUGCCCAGGGGCUCUUGGCUGAAGGGGUGAGUAGCAUCUGGAGUCCAGCCCAGGCUUUGCUCAUCAGGCCGCCCUGAGGAAGCGGCACUGUUGCUGCUUCACAGUAAGCAGCCAUAUGGGUCAGUGACACCCUUGGCCAGACUCUGACGGCUUUUUUCUCCUUCCCCCAUUGUGCCUGCCCAAGACUCAGCACUUCCCCAGAAGGAGGAGGACAGAAUGACCAAGCUCAAGGAGGCGGUGACCUUCAAGGACGUGGCCGUGGUCUUCACGGAGGAGGAGCUGGGGCUGCUGGACUCUGCCCAGAAGAAGCUGCACCAGGAAGUGAUGCUGGAGAACUUCCAGAACCUGGUCUCAGUGGGUGAGGAAGGGCACUCUGGGACUGAACAUCGCAUCAGCCCCUGUGGGCAUCAAUCAUUCACACCAGAUGUAAUAUCCCAGUUAAAGAGAGAAGAAAAGCUUUGGAUGAUAAAGAUAGCAACCCAGAGCCGUCACUCCUUGGGAGACAAGAAUCUAAAUGGCAUGGAGACUCUUCGGGAAGUUGGAUUAAGGUAUCUGCCACAUGAAGAGCUUUUCUGCUCACAAAUAUGGCAACAGGUUACAAAGGAAUUAACCAGGUGUCAAGAUUCCAUGGGAAAUAUUCAAGGAACUGGCUCUCAGAUGGAAAAACAAGGUGGCACACUCAGUAAAGAUGAGGAGUUUGGUAAAGACUUCAAUCAGACUUCACAUCUUCAAGUUCACCACAGAGACCACGCUGGAGAAAAACCCUACAAAGGGCUGGAGUGUGAGAAAGGUUUCAUACGGGACUCUCACCUUCAAAUGAACCAGACAGCCCACGUAGGAGAGAAGCCCUACAAGUGUGAAAAAUGUGAAAACGCCUUCCGUCGGCUUUCAAGUCUUCAAGCCCAUCAGAGAGUCCACAGUAGAACAAGAUUGAACAAAUAUGAUAUGUCGUGUAAGAGUUUCAGUCAGAGGUCAUAUCUUCGUCAUCAUCAGAGGGUCCCCACUGGAGAGGAUCCACACAGAUUUGAGGAGUGUGGGAGGAACGUCAGGAAAAGCUCACAUUGUCAAGCUCCUCCCAUAGCCCACACAUUGGAGAAACCCUAUAAAUGUGAGGAGUGUGGACUGGGCUUCAGUCAGCGCUCCUAUCUUCACAUCCAUCAGAGAGCCCACACAGGAAAGAAACCUUAUAAAUGUGAAGAGUGUGGGAAGGGCUUCAGUUGGCGUUCGCGCCUACAGGCUCAUCAGCGAAUCCACACUGGGGAGAAACCCUACAAAUGUGAGGCAUGUGGCAAGGGCUUUAGUUACAGCUCACACCUGAACAUCCACUGUAGAAUCCACACAGGCGAGAAACCCUUUAAGUGUGAGGAGUGUGGGAAAGGCUUCAGUGUGGGUUCCCACCUCCAAGCCCAUCAGAUAAGCCACACGGGAGAGAAACCAUACAAAUGUGAGGAGUGUGGCAAGGGCUUCUGUCGGGCCUCAAACCUUCUGGACCAUCAGAGAGGCCAUAGUGGUGAGAAACCAUAUCAGUGCGAUGCAUGUGGAAAGGGCUUUAGUCGUAGCUCAGAUUUUAACAUUCAUUUUAGAGUCCAUACAGGAGAAAAACCCUAUAAGUGUGAGGAGUGUGGGAAAGGUUUCAGCCAGGCCUCAAAUCUUCUGGCCCAUCAAAGAGGCCACACUGGAGAAAAACCAUACAAAUGUGGUACAUGUGGGAAGGGCUUCAGCCGGAGUUCAGAUCUUAACGUUCAUUGUCGAAUCCACACAGGAGAGAAACCCUAUAAAUGUGAGAAGUGCGGGAAGGCCUUCAGUCAGUUCUCAAGCCUUCAAGUGCAUCAAAGAGUCCAUACCGGAGAGAAACCAUACCAGUGUGCAGAGUGUGGGAAAGGCUUCAGUGUGGGCUCACAGCUUCAGGCCCAUCAGAGGUGUCACACUGGAGAGAAACCCUACCAGUGUGAGGAGUGUGGGAAGGGCUUCUGUCGGGCCUCAAAUUUUCUGGCUCACCGUGGAGUCCACACAGGAGAGAAACCAUACCGAUGCGAUGUGUGCAGUAAGCGCUUCAGACAGAGAUCAUACCUUCAAGCCCACCAGAGGGUCCACACUGGAGAGAAACCAUAUAAGUGUGAGGAAUGUGGUAAGGUCUUCAGUUGGAGCUCAUACCUUCAAGCCCAUCAGAGAGUCCACACAGGGGAAAAACCAUACAAAUGUGAGGAGUGUGGGAAAGGCUUCAGUUGGAGCUCAAGUCUUAUAAUUCAUCAGCGAGUCCAUGCUGGGGAUGAGGAGAAGCCAUACAAAUGUGAUGAGUGUGGGAAGUGUUUCACUUGUAGCUCAAAUCUUCAUAUCCAUCAGAGGGUCCACACAGGAGAGAAACCUUAUAAAUGUGAGGAGUGCGGUAAGUGCUUCAUUCAGCCUUCACAAUUUCAGGCCCAUCGGAGAAUCCACACGGGAGAGAAACCGUAUGUCUGUAAAGAGUGUGGGCAGGGCUUCAAUCAGAGUUCACGACUUCAGAUCCACCAGCUGAUCCAUACUGGUGAGAAACCAUACAAAUGUGAAGAGUGUGGGAAGGGAUUUAGUCGUAGAGCAGAUCUUAAAAUUCACUGCAGAAUCCACACCGGAGAGAAACCAUAUAAUUGUGAGGAAUGUGGGAAGGUUUUUAGUCAGGCAUCUCAUCUUCUGACCCAUCAGAGAGUCCACAGUGGAGAAAAACCAUUCAAAUGUGAAGAGUGUGGGAAGAGCUUCAGUCGGAGUUCACACCUUCAAGCCCAUCAAAAAGUCCACACUGGAGAAAAGCCAUACAAAUGUGAGGAGUGUGGGAAGGGCUUCAAGUGGAGCCUGAACCUCGACAUGCAUCAGAGGGUCCACACAGGAGAGAAACCAUAUAAGUGUGGGGAGUGUGGGAAGCACUUCAGUCAGGCCUCAAGUCUUCAGCUUCAUCAGAGUGUCCACACUGGAGAGAAGCCGUACAGGUGUGAUGUGUGUGGUAAAGUCUUUAGUCGGUCUUCACAGCUUCAGUAUCACAGGCGAGUUCAUACAGGGGAGAAACCUUACCAGUGUGAGACGUGUGGUAAAAGCUUCAGUUGGCGCUCCAAUCUUGUAAGUCAUCACAAAAUGCAUACUGGGGAUACAUUUUAUGAAAGCAGCGAGAGUGGUAAGAACAUCAAGGAACUGUCAGAGGAAAGAAGUUCUACAAAAUGAUGUUUUCAAAAAAGUGCAACGUGAAUUCUUGCAAGCGUCAGGUCUCAUAGGAGAGAAAGUAUUUUAGGUUAGUUGGUGUUGAAGCAGUAGCUAAACAGAUCCUAGUGUUCACCAGACCACACAGCAGAGAUCCCUUCUGAGUGGUGCAGUAAGGGCUGCAUUCAGAACUUUGACAUUUAUCAGAUGUCACUUAGGAGAUAACACUUAGAAAGGAAAAGAGUUUGGUCUGGCCUUUAAUAAAAGUGUAAGGAUUAGCUAGUCAAAAUUGAUGUCCAUGAGAAUGUGCGUUCCAUGAGGGCAGGGACUUGGCUGCUCAAUCUACACAACCUUAACAUUGACUAGCGCUUUUAGGUGUGCUCAGUACUUGUGUUUUAAAUAAACCAAAAGGGGGAAAUGUAUAAUAUAUGAAAGUUGUAUUCAGAGGAGGAAACCUGCAAAAUAAAAUUAAUUCAGGACGUGA